This is a messenger RNA of Symbiodinium natans, 1806 nucleotides long. The record is from the annotation of a GenBank genome assembly. Lineage: Eukaryota; Dinophyceae; Suessiales; Symbiodiniaceae.
AUGCCUAUCAUCUGCAAGCCUCGAGCUCUUACCCAGGAUCUCCAUCCGGACACCCUGCGCGGGCUGCAGGAAGCUUUCCGAUUUGCAGAGGCCACGUCCGUGCAGGCUGAGGCCUGGUGCUCCCAGAACUGCUUGCUGCAGAUGCCAGAGGAGUUGCACACAUGUACUGGCAAGACCCUCGCCUACCUGAUUCCUGCUGUGGAGCAUGUGCUGAAGAACCCACCCCCGGGAAUCGGGGUACUCAUUGCCGCGCCUUCGCGUGAGCUUGUGAUACAGAUCACCCGAGAUGCCGAGACGCUGUGCUCCUAUCACAACUUGCAACCUGGCAGGCAAGUGGUGCCUAUCAUCGGUGGGGUGGCCCGAUCCAAGGAUGAGUCGAACAUCCGACGCCGCCGGCCCGCCAUCCUAGUGGGCACCCUGGCGAAGCUCGUGGAGCAUUUCGAGGCCACCUCACGCUUUGAGACUCUCUUCGAGGCCUUGUCCAUACUGGUGCUGGAUGAGUGCGACCGGCUCCUGCAUGAAGAAAGCUUGCCGGCAUUUCUGGCAUACUUGCCAAGGCAGCCACAGCGCCAAGCAAUGCUGGUGUCAGCGACCAUAUCUGACGAGGUGAAGCAACUCUACGCGAACUUCUGCCGGCCUGGCUUUCGUCAGCUAAACUGCAUACGCGGUGUGCCCACACACGAGGCAGUCGAGCAAUCUGUUGCCUUUGCUCCGCCUCUCUUGCUUGGCACAGCUCUGCGGAAUGCGCUGGACCAAGAGAUCCGCGACAACCCACUGUCGCACAAGGUCCUGGUGUUCUUCCCGACAUCGCGAUUCGCAACGUUUGCAGCCAAGCUCUUCCAGGAGCAGCUGAGCAUGAGGAUCCUGGAGCUUCACCAGCGUGUCAACCCCAAUGCCCGCCUGAUGGCUCACGAGGAGUUCAACAAGAGCCGUGCUGCAGUGCUCUUCACCACCAUGGCCUCCGAGAGGGGCAUGGACUACCCCGAUGUCUCCCUGGUGUUGAACGUCAUGGCCCCAGGAGACCGUGAUCAGUACAUCCACCGGGUUGGACGCACAGCGCGGCAGGGCAAGGAGGGCAAAGCCCUGACGCUGCUUUUGGACCAGGAAGACGGGUUCUUGGCCCUGGUCGACGACCUUCCCAUUGCCAAGUCCACCUCAUCAGGCGCGUUCUUGAAUGACGAGGGCCUCUUCACAGCGCAGGCGCUCUCCGCUGCGAAGUGGGCCAAGAGCAGCUCCCUUCCCACGAUGGCAGCUGCGUGCUUCGCCUCGCUUCUGCAGCACUUCAGGACCAGGCAGGAGCACAUUCAGAUGGAGAAGGAAGAAAUAGUGGACACAGCCUCAGAGUUGCUCCUGGGCUUCGGGCUAUCGGAAGCACCGGCCGUGUCCCUUCAGUUUGCUACCGACCUGGGCCUUGAUAAGUGCGAGAACCUGCGCUUAACACACGUUGUUGCCAAAGCAGAGCGCUACCGCGUGGUGUUGCCGGAAGCCAUCAAGGCUGAGACGGCAGUGGCAGUGGCGAAAACGACACUGGCGCAUAACCAGCUCGAUUUCUGCAGCAAUCUCCCUCGAUGCGUCCAGGACCUUGGCUUGGAGGAGCUCGGUGUGAAGACAAUCUUCGUGGACGAGUACAGCCGCACCAACGUCGACAGCAUCUUCGCCAUCGGCGAUGUCACGGAUCGGAUCCAGCUAACCCCCGUAGCCCUCAUGGAGGGCAUGGCCAUGGCCAAGACCAUGUUUGGGGAGGGCGAAGCGACCCCUGACUACGAGAAUGUGCCGAGCACCGACCUCAUCAUCAGCAUGUUUUGA